AAUAAGCACUAUACUCGAAUAUUGAGAACAUCGAGUGCAUGCAUCUACUGUAUUUAACACGUUCCGCUGAUUCCUGAACAAGAUAAACAGCUGCUUCCACUGAACGCAGUGAGGACACUGUUUUGUUUUCCUUUUCAUUACAAUGUCGCCAUUUUGGAAUCACUUAAAGACCGUGACGUCAAAGAAGCGCGUUUCUUCCGCCCCGAACUGCGCGUAACUGCAGCUUCUGCAUGUUAGACGGACAGAACAAAAGCGCUGCUACUGAUCCCUCACAUCGAGUGCAUACAAUCUAUAUUUAACCAUUUGGUUGCCGACACGGACCGAAAUAAAGCUCAGAGCCGCCAGAUUUCAUGACAUCCAGAAGCAUUCCCAUGAUUCUUGAAACUGUUUCAUCAAUGGCAAAAAUCCAGACUUCCUGGACUUAUUUGCUAGAACAUUGAAACAAAACCAACAAUGGAGAGGGAAAGUAAAAGGAAACCAAACAAUUUUCCUAUGAAUCUUCAUUACUUGUCUGGCUGAUUUAUUUAAAAAAAAAAAAAAAAAAAAAAAAGCCUCUUUAUCCAGGUCUGCUAACAUGGACACUGAGGAAGGCCUCUCUCAUGACAGUGAUGAAGGAGGCCCAGACAAAACUAACAAGGAGAAAGAAGAAGAAAAGGGAAUCUGUCUGAAAACUGAGGGUCAAGAUGAUUAUGUGUUUAACUCACACAGCACUUCUUCUGAGACUGUGCCUGGAAAAUAUGGGCCCGGCUCCUCUAAAAUACAGUUUAAGGAACUUCUGUCUUUGGCCUCCUCAUCGAAGAGGUCAUCAAGAGGCCAGAUAUCUCAGGGUAACAAAGGGGGUCCAGAGCUUCCAGCAGAAAGCGAACUGUCAUGUGACCAGGAUGUUUCCAUGGCUUCUUUGGCCACUGUAAAUGAGACCUUAAAUACUGGAUCUUUUUCACAAGAUUCAGAAACCCAGCCCGAAGAAGCUGAAAAAAACAUAUCAAUGAAACAUGUGAGCUCAGUCCACAAGGGUAUCGAAGAUGAAGCUGUAGCCUAUGGCAGCUCAAUAGGCCAUUAUUUGACCACAAAAAAUAAGGAAUAUGGAUUGACUGGUACUCUUUAUGAUGUUGCAAUGGAUGCUGUAACACAAAGUCUGUCUUCUAUGAGAAAUGCUGCAAACCCUCGAAAAAAGUCUCCUGCUUGGAACCAUUUUUUCAUAUCGCCUCGGGAUAGUACCAAAGCAAUAUGUAUGUACUGUGUGAAAGAGUUCAGUCGGGGGAAAAAUGAGAAAGACCUUAGCACCAGUUGCUUGAUGCGGCAUGUAAGAAGGGCUCACCCCACUGCCCUCAUGCACGACAGUGAAUUCCCUUCCAGUAGCUUAACUAGCUCUUUUUCCCCAUCUUUAAUACCUCCCCCGGAUUUGCCAAAUAAUAGGGCCUUGGCAUCCAAAGUAGCUCCUGCUGCACAGAAAAGCACUUUGACCCCUGCCUCUUCUACUGAUGGCCCUGAUGUCCUAUUCAAAGGCAUUUCUUUAGUUACACCAAAAUUAGAAAAGUGUGCCGAAAAUAACUCCAUGGCUUCCCCCACGCAUUCCAGCCACAACCACAGUGAAGGUACUGCAGAAAGUCUUUCAGAGCCCAUUGGCACCACCAGCAAAAACUCAAAUUCUCGAAGAAGGUCAGCGGUAUGGAAACACUUCUACUUAUCUCCUGCAGACAGUUCAAAGGCAGUAUGUGUGCAUUGCAUGAAUGAAUUCAGUCGGGGGAAAAAUGGAAAAGACCUUGGAACUAGCUGCCUGAUUCGUCAUAUGUGGCGGGCCCACAGAGACAUUGUGAUAGAAGAAAAUAAUCAGGGUUCUAGCAUUCCACCACCAUAUACCACUCCACACACUGUUGUGUCACAUUUUUCACAGCACGAUACAGGAAAGAUGAUGAAAGAACCUCCUAAAAUGUCCUGUUUUCCUGAUGCACUGUUGGAUGAAGAGUCCUUACAUUUUAAGGAGAACGUGGAUGCAAAAGAAGACUCAAAUGAGGUGUCAUAUCAAUCAGGACAAGAGUCUUCACUUGAUAUGUCAUUUGGGUUGAAAGUAUGCAAAGAUUUGCCCCCAAGUUCAUCACCUGAUGACCUUUCAGAAGGCCCAAGCCUAACUGAAGACCUAAGUUCUGUUUUAUGUCAGAACAAAACAAUUAUGAAAAAGUUGAAGGCAAAGGUCUGGCACCAUUUCAUGGUUUCCCCUGCUGACCAGAUGAAAGCAUUAUGCCGUUAUUGCCCAUGUGUAAUAAGCAAAGGGAAGAGUGGAGACUUUGGAACAAGCUGCCUGAUGAGACAUCUCAUGAGACGACAUCCUGAUGUCCUCAGGGAUCAAAUCAGAAAGUAUGAUAUGCCACUAUCUCACUCGCCACAUGCUACUCUCACUGCUGCAGAAGCACAGUCAUCCAAAGUGAGCGCCAGACCGACUAACAGGAAUACAAAGAGAUUGCCUGUGACUAGCAAAAAGACUUCAAAGCUGUGGAAUCAUUUCUCUUUUUCUGCUUCAGAUCCUACUAAGGUUGUAUGUUUGCACUGUAACCGCACCAUAAGCAGAGGGAAAAAGGCAACAAAUCUUGGCACCAGUUGCUUGUUUAGACACAUUCAAAGGUUUCAUGGGCAUGUACUUGAAAGUAAUGGCAGCAACUCAUGUGUUGUGUCCUCCAGUGAAAUUAAAGAAAAACAAGAAGUCACUGAUACUUCUUCAAUUGAAGAAAAUAAUGAAAAGUUUGAUGAGUUCCACCCAAUUGCUAGAAAAAUCACCAAACUUGUUGCAGAAAUGCUCGUGCUAGAUCUUCAGCCUUCGGCCCUGGUGGAGAAUGUUGGCCUGAACAGAUUAUUGGAGUACUUACAACCACAAUAUUCAUUACCCUCUUCUUCAUUCUUCAGGAACAACGCCAUACCAGAAAUGUAUGAAAGAGUGAAGGAGGUUGUGAUCACACACAUGAAAGAGGCUGAAAACAACAUUGUCCAUUUUACUACCAGCAUCUGGAUCAGCAGCCAGACUCGUGAAUAUCUUACUUUAACAGCACAUUGGGUGACUUACAACUCUUAUGUGCAACCUCAGGGCCAGGACUUCCACUGCUCUGCCCUUCUCAGCAUUUCUCAGAUUGACUGUGAUUAUAACAUGGUAAAUAUUGAGAAGCAUCUUGAGUACCUCUGGGGCACAUGGAUCUGUUCUUCAGGUCUGAAAAUUGGAUUCAUUGUAACAGACAAUGAAAGCCUUGGGAAGACACUGGACAACAGCAAUCACACAGUUGUGCACUGUUUUGAGCAUUCCAUUGACCUCAUUGUAACAGAAGCCCUAAAGAGUCAAAGGAUGGUUCAGAAUCUGCUAAGCAUUGCCAGAAAGAUUUGCGAGCGCAUUUAUCGUUCAGCAAAAGCAAAGGAGAAGCUAGUAGAGCUACAAAAAGUUUACGGCCUACCUGAGAAUCCGUUGCUUCAGGAUAUCCCUUCCAAAUGGAAAACAUCUUUGUACAUGCUUGAACGUUUGCUAGAACAAAAGAAAGCAAUUGAUGAAAUGUCGGUAGAGUGCGGUUUCAGGGAAAUGAUCAGCUGUGACCAGUGGGAAGUGUUGCACUCUGUUUGUAGUGCUUUGAAACCCUUUGAGGUGGCCUGCAGAGAAAUGAGUAAUCGGACUGCUACCCUUGGCCAAGUGAUACCGCUCAUUCAUAUCCUUAACCGAAAGAUAGAUAUGCUCUUUGAUGAAACCGUUGGCAUUGACAACAUGGUGAAGUCUCUGAAGGAAGCCAUGGCAAGCCGAAUGUCCUCCAUACUUUGUGACCCAAGAUACAUGUGGGCCACAAUGCUGGACCCUCGCUACAAGACCUCUCUGUUCACAGAGGAGGAGGCGCAGCAAUGCAAGCAGGACCUCAUCCAGGAACUUGAGGCGUCAUUAUCUACCUCAGCUGAGACCAAGGGUUUGCCUUCCAACGGAUGUAGUGAAGUCCCUGAUCCUGCCUCCAACAGGGAUCUUGGUAACAAUGACAACUUCUGGGCUCUCAUGGACAACAUCAGGAACAAGAUUAAGAAAGAGGAACAACCUAAGUCUUCUGAGCUGGCUGUGCUGGAGUACCUAGAGGAAGAUAUACUUGAUCAAAGCUGUGAUCCCCUGGAAUAUUGGAAUCUGAAGAAGUUUCUGUGGCCAGUCCUUGCCAAAGUCGCUGUCCGCUAUGUGGGCUGCCCUCCUAGCACUGUUCCAGCAGAGAUGCUGUUCAACACAACCAGUACAAACUGUUCCCUGACUCAACUGAGGCCAUUGCUGGAAAAUAUGGAGGAACUUGUCUUUUUAAAGUUCAACCUUCCAUUGGUAUGCUUUCAGUACUGAAAACGAGAGAUGAUUUGAAUGUUUCGGGGCCAUGUCACAGACCCUUACCUGUCCCGUUUUAGAACAGGGUUAGAGAUCUCUACGACCUGUGCCCCAGUGCUGACAAUUUCACUUCAGCUAAGUGAAUUUGCCCCAUCUUUUAACAAGACAGAUAUUUAAUGAACAACACUGUUCUGUGUGUACUACUGUUUAAGAAUAUAGCCAGAUAAAGACAUGGAUAAUUGUAGACGGGGCUAAAUAUACAAUGGUUUGUUAUUUUUAUUACUGUUCAAUGUCUUCUCUCUGUGCCUUAUGAAAACUAUUUCAGGUCAAAAUGCUGUAAUACAAGACUUUGUUUGGCUAGGUCAGGUCAGCCUUUAAUUUUCAGUGAUUUGUCAUAGUAGAAUCUCUUAUGGAAAAUGCUGUGAAUGCAAAGAUAUUUAUAAAAGUUAUUUAUUUCAUUGUAAAAUUGUUUCAUGGUACAGUCAGGUGAAAAGUUUUUUACUGUGAUAAGUUUCUUAAAUGAUGCUGUAUUUCUUAUUGGCAAACUUUUUGAAUAUAAUUUUCUCUUAAGCACAAUCAAAAUAGACUUCUG
Molecule: messenger RNA, 4910 nt
Organism: Scleropages formosus (Asian bonytongue)
Lineage: Eukaryota; Metazoa; Chordata; Actinopteri; Osteoglossiformes; Osteoglossidae
Gene: zbed4
Product: zinc finger, BED-type containing 4
Exons: 2
Coding region: 575-4336 (1253 amino acids)
Molecular function (GO): protein dimerization activity; DNA binding
Source: RefSeq, a predicted model, not a curated record